Molecule: messenger RNA, 2130 nt
Organism: Kluyveromyces marxianus DMKU3-1042
Lineage: Eukaryota; Fungi; Ascomycota; Saccharomycetes; Saccharomycetales; Saccharomycetaceae
Gene: SKG6
Exons: 1
Coding region: 1-2130 (709 amino acids)
Source: RefSeq, a predicted model, not a curated record
AUGGGCAGUAGCGGGUCAUUUGGGGGCAUUAAGGCGACGUCUAGUUUGAGUAUAGUUGAGAAAAGGGCGUCGAAAUGUCAUGGGUCAGCUCAGGAGUGUGAGAAGCCAGCGGAUUCGACGAAUACGACAGUUGUUGUUGUUGCAGUGGUUGUUCCGGUUGUUGUUGUGAUAGUUCUGCUUGGGUUUAUCCUGUACAAGGUGUACCGGAGGAAUAAGAAGGAGGAGUUGGAGGAUAACGAUCCUGAUUUUGAUGGGGAUGCGGAGUAUUUGCCUGAUUUUGGGCAGCAGUUUGAGAUGAAUGGACGGGGCGGUGUUGUCGGAGAUGCAAAUCCGACGAAGAGUUCGCUGCCAUCGUCAGCAACACAGGCGAUGUCGCAGCCCAAUCCGUUCAACGACGAUUCGAAGUCGCUUGCUUACUCGAAUAACGGGGGUAUGGGCGUUGCAAAUCCGUUCCAGCUGCCAUCAGCGACGGAUGAUUCGGAGACGCUUCGUAAUUUUGCGCGUUCGUUCCAGAACAGCGGGUUCGAUGGGUACAAGCUAGCGUCGCACUCUGCCUCCCAGGUGUCUAUAUCGCGGCCUUCGUCUGCUGCUGGCGGGUACGUGCCGCCACACCAGCCACAGCAGAUGUCUCACCAGCCUGCUCCAAGCUCGCUGAGUGCGAUAUCCGCGAUUGGGACUGGGACUGCACCCGCAUCAGCAACAGCAUCAGCAGCCGCUGCAUCAUCUACGAAGCAAGCUCCCGAUUCUGAGCAGCUCAAGAAAAAUGCCACGAUUCUGAAGUACAGAGAGAUUGUCACGGACGACCAAGAAGAGGACCCGGAUCAGGACAGUUUUGACUUAGAAACCAGCCCUGUGAAAUCCUCCAGAGGCAACGUUAGACAGUCGCAUAUAGACCAGUACGAUGAGGGGUUCCAGCCCGAAGUUUCGAUGCAGGAAUCAGAGAAAACAGCAGAAACAGAACUCGUCCAUCAGCAGGACCAACUGCCGGAACACCAACCAAAGAAACAGUUUUUGUCCACGGACGACGACGUGUACAUCCAGCGCGAGAAUGAGGAUUCCGACGAAGAUGUGGAAAGAAUGAAGUCCAUCUACCAAGUGUACUUGGAUAGAAACGGAACGGUAAAGACCGUCAAAGAGGGUCAGCCGGUCCCAGAAGGGUUCCAACCUGCGCAUACCUUGCCAGAGGAUGCCUCGAAAAUUAUAAACGCAAAGGAUCCUCACGAGUAUUCCUUCGAGGUUCAAGAUCCAGAACAAUACCAAGAACAAUACCAAGGACAAGAACAAGGACAAGAACAAGGACAAGAACAAGGACAAGAACAAGGACAAGGACAAGGACAAGGACUAUACCCAGAAAACGAGGCUCCAAGAGUAGCAUCUUCCAUUUACGAAGCACAAUCGCAAUACGGCAACCAAAACCAGUACUACAAUGAUCAACAGUAUUACGGACAACAACAGUACGAUGGGAACUAUCCUGGUGCGGGUUACCAUGGCACAGGCUACCCUGCAGCAGGGUAUGCCAACCGUAUCCAUAUUCAACAUAACCAACCGCCUCCUAACCUGGAAAGUAUUGAAGAACUUCCAAGACCUUCAAAUCUCCCAUACAGUUCUUCAACCCAUUCUCUAACUUCUUUCAAGUCCAAGGGAAGCGGUAUCAAGUCACCAACUGCUGCAUUAAUGUCGCAGAACAACCGUGGCUAUAAUCCAAUUGAUCAUCCCCAAUUGUACUACCACCACAUGAAUGGAUCAGACCCAGCAUUGUUCUCCGAUCAAACCUCAACCAACACAACUCCAACGAAUAUGAGUUCUGCUGGUAAUGGCAAGAUUUUGCCUCAUCAUUUAAGACAAUCGGUGGUGAUGACCAAUCCUCAUGAGCUUUCUCAAAACUCUGUCUUCAAGCCGGCCGGUUCUUUCUCUCGUGCCGUGUCAGACUCGAGAUCCAACAGUUUGAUGUCGAAUACGAACACAUACCAACAGCAUGUCCAAAACGCAUAUAUCAAAUCUAGAGUCAGUGGACUACUAGAUGACAACGAUUUCAUGCACCCACCUAGUAUGGGUAAUAUUCUCCCACAUUCAGGGUCACAAGAAGACUUGAGGAAGCAAUUGGGUACAUCCCAUAACUACAACCUGUGA